Entrophospora candida is the source of this 1134-nucleotide messenger RNA. Lineage: Eukaryota; Fungi; Glomeromycota; Glomeromycetes; Entrophosporales; Entrophosporaceae. The record is from the annotation of a GenBank genome assembly.
GUUCAUUUCCACAAUCUCGUUAUUUCAACCUUAUUGUAUAAGGUUCGAAAAACAAAAGUCUCAAAUAUUCUAAAAAUCAUAUUUAAUAUUGGUGGACUGCUUAGAAAUAUAGGACAACUAUGGUUUAUAGUAGUUCCAGUUGAUGUAACAAUCAUCGAGUGUAAAUUGGCAAGCUAUUUUUUACCAAUAGCAAAUGUAAUUUAUAAAAGUGCUUUGGUUGCAUUCUUGUUGUGGCGGUUAAGACAAAUCGAAAACAUAAAAUUGGAUGUAUGGGUAGGAUCAAUAUUAUUUGUUGGUAGACUUCUCUUUCAUUUAGCACCACCCAUAAUUGGAAUUAAGUCGAAUGUUAAUUAUGAUGUAGGAAAUAAAUCAUUUAGGUGUUCAUCUGAUAUUGAACAUAACAAAGUUUCAAUAAUUGGAGCCCUUGUAUUUGAGUUUGCAAUUUAUUCUUUUGUCACUUUCCGAUUAGUAAAAAUUUUGAUCAGGGCAAAUAAAUAUUCUAUUUUGAUGAAUAAUACAAGAAACUCAAAAGGAAGUUUAUUUACAACAGUCAUGUAUUGGAAUUUUAUUAGAGUGUUUUUGGCAAUUAUUUCUGAUACAAUUGUCUUAUCAUAUACAUUACUUGGAUUUUACGAAGAUCAUGAUCUGGAUCAUGCGUUUAUUGAAGGCAAUAUACAAACUGUAUUAUACAUAUGUUUAUCAUAUUUUAUAACUGCUGAUGUAGAAAUUGUGAAAGUGGUUGAAGGUAGAAAAAAUGUUCCUAGUGACUCAACUAGAAUUGAUACCUCAACUAAAGGAAGCAUGUCGGAAAUUUCAGGAAGCAAUAGUGCAUCCGAUCAGAGUCUAGAAUCAGUUCAGUUCACUUCUGAAUUAUCAGAAUCCGAGGAAAAAAAUUCUAGUGAUAUUAUAGAUGAAGGUAAAAUUGCCAUUGUGUCAAUGAAGAAAUUGUCAUUUACUGAGUGCGCAAAUUUAGUAAUGGAUGGUAUCAAAAAUGAUGAUACCGAUGGUGGUGAGUUAUACGAAGGAAAACAAUUAGAAGUGAUUAAUGAAGAAGUUACAGAUAAUAAUUUUAGUGGGACGACGUUAAUGACACUUAGGACAACAAGAACUUUAAAUGAUGAACUUGAUGUAUAA